CCCAACGCUCGGCCUUACCUCGUUACCCACUCUAACUCUAUCAAUCCAUCAACUGCACUAUGCUCCUCAAACGGCUUGCCUCCUCUCUUUCACCAGAAGCAGCAGCUCUAGUACCCUUGCUAGACCCACAGGUUCGCACGACCGAGGCCGUGAUCCUGACCCCACGCGCCACGCUCCACUCGAUACUGGUCGCAGCCUUGGGCGAGCAAGCAGAGGGCAGCUUUGCCGCCGCGCGUCGCGACGCGCGCAUCGAUGCAGCACUCGACAUGCUUCUCCAACACUGUCUCGAGCGCGUGCCCGUGGCUUCUGGCGCUGGGAUGCGCCAGAGAUCGUGGCACGGAAUCGGCGUGUUAGCUGGCGUCCUUCCUUCAGCCAGCGGAGUCAUGGAAAUUGCAGGCGGGAAGGGCGUGGGCAAGAGCCUGUUCGCACUGCAUGCUGCACUGCGCACGCUUAUCGCCGAGCCGGAUGCAACGGCGCACUGGGUCGACACGGAAGGCGCGUUCAAUGCCGCGCGCGCCAAGGCUGUUGCGACAGCUCUCGGCGCAGAGGGAUCGGUGCUCGAGCGUCUCACGGUGUCUAGAGUGUUUCGACUUGAACCCGACCUCUUCGAUGAGCUGGCGCGCGUGAGGGAUGACCCCGCGGUGCGCGUGCUUGUCAUCGACAACGUCGCGAGUCUGCUCCGGGACGCGCUGAUGAGUACUACCGCGCAAGGACAUGCAGCUAUGGUCGUCGGGAUGGAGGAGGUGGCGGAACUGACUCACUCGAAGGGAAUGAUGACUAUCGUCGUCAACUCGGCCUCAUCGAGCAUUCCCUCAAACCCUCGCUCCACGUUCUCCACAACUACCGUCAAGCCCGCUUUAGGUGUCACGUUAACCUUCACCGUCGAUACCGAGCUGCUCCUGCAAGAUACGGGUCGUGUCUUUGGGUUCGCUGACGAGGGGGAGCGCGAGCGCGCAACAUCUGGACCAGGUCUGCGAGUUCUCGUGGAGGUGCUGAAGAGCCGUUCUUCACCAUCGGGAGUAUGGGGCGUUGUGGAGACCGAUGGCAUUUCUCUGUUUGACGUGGCGCCGCCGCCAGAAGAGGACGAGCGGACGCUGUAUCGCUCUGCAGGCGGAGACACUGGGCGGCGUGCGAUGGGAGGGCUGAAGGAGACGCUUGAGCCUGCGAUUGCGCCGCUGCGGUCCCGGCGCACAUGAUCAGGGGCUAGUUUGGGCCCCGGAUCGUGACUGCCGGCCCUGACGAUAUGGCCAAUGUCGCCAUGGAGGAGAAGGGAGAGGCGAUUGAUUGGAAGAGGAUGGAGGUGGUGUAAGAUGGAGAGGAGGUGGAGGUGGUAGACGGUUGAUGGGCGAGUAGAUGAAUAUAAUAAUGGAGAUGGAAAGAGU
Cutaneotrichosporon oleaginosum is the source of this 1382-nucleotide messenger RNA. RefSeq lists its product as uncharacterized. The record is from RefSeq and is a predicted model, not a curated record. Gene Ontology annotation, cellular component: centrosome; Rad51B-Rad51C-Rad51D-XRCC2 complex; replication fork. Lineage: Eukaryota; Fungi; Basidiomycota; Tremellomycetes; Trichosporonales; Trichosporonaceae. Gene Ontology annotation, molecular function: four-way junction DNA binding; single-stranded DNA binding; ATP-dependent activity, acting on DNA. Gene Ontology annotation, biological process: double-strand break repair via homologous recombination; telomere maintenance; reciprocal meiotic recombination.